Molecule: messenger RNA, 1596 nt
Organism: Sorex araneus (European shrew)
Lineage: Eukaryota; Metazoa; Chordata; Mammalia; Eulipotyphla; Soricidae
Gene: CEP43
Product: centrosomal protein 43
Exons: 13
Coding region: 81-1220 (379 amino acids)
Biological process (GO): microtubule anchoring
Cellular component (GO): centrosome
Molecular function (GO): protein binding
Source: RefSeq, a predicted model, not a curated record
CCGGCGGUGCGCAUGCGCGGGGCGUGGCCGCGGGCCGCUGGCCGUGGGCGCCGCUUGGCCCGUUGUCCUGGAGAAGCAAAAUGGCGGCGACGGCGGCCGCGGGGCCCGAGGAGGACACGGAGCUGCGGGACCUGCUGGUGCAGACGCUGGAGAGCAGCGGGGUCCUGAACCGCAUCAAGGCCGAGCUGCGAGCCGCUGUGUUUCUAGCCCUGGAGGAGCAGGAGAAGGUCGAGAACAAAACUCCUUUAGUGAACGAGAGCCUGCGAAAGUUCUUAAAUACGAAGGAUGGCCGGCUGGCGGCCAGUCUCGUGGCAGAGUUCCUGCAGUUUUUCAACCUGGACUUCACCUUGGCGGUGUUUCAGCCCGAAACUAGCACACUUCAAGGCCUGGACGGGCGGGAGAAGCUGGCCCGGGACCUGGGCAUCAUCGAGGCGGAAGGCACGGUGGGUGGGCCACUGCUGCUGGAGGUGCUCCGACGGUGCCAGCAUAAGAAGAAGGGCUUCCUCUGCGGGGAGGGUGCGCUGACGCUGUCGGAGCCGCCGUCUCCCCCGAAGUCCCCCGACGGGAAGGCCAGCGUGCACUCGGUGCCCAGCAAGAUACCCAGGUAUAAAGGCCAAGGCGAGAAGAAGACGAGCAGGCGGAAGCCGGGUGCCAAGAAGGGCAGCACGGAGGCCAGUGACACCAGCCUCUCCUCCAGCGACUCCAGGAGCCGGAGCAGCCGGCACCCGGCGAGCCCCGAGGGCAGGGCGGGCGCACUCCUUGGCAGGACCAGGGGCUCCUCCGAGGACGACCUAGACGGAGAUUCUUUCUUUGACGACCCCGUCCCCAAGCCUGAGAAUGCGUUCGGCUGGAGGAGCGAGCCCGGGAAGCCCGCGGGAGGCCUGGCCCCGCUGGCCGACACGCCGGCCCUGAGCAGCAGACUGGGCGCCCCCAGCAGCACGGCCCCUGCGAGGGAGUCAGAAGGGCAGGACCCGCGAGUGGCCGGUGAGAAGGCCGGAGCCCCCGGGCCAGGGACGGGAGAAGACGACUAUGCUGACGAUUUCAAUAGUACCAGCCAUCGCUCAGAGAGAAGCGAGCUGAGUAUUGGCGAAGAGAUCGAAGAGGACCUCUCUGUGGGCGUCGGUGACCUCAAUACCAGCGACAAACUGGACGAGCUGACGCAGGACCUGAGCGUGUCCCAACUCAGCGACGUGGCCGACUACCUGGAGGACGUGGCCUAGCACCCCAAGGGGAGCCGGGAGCCCCCACCCGCGCCCCGUGCCCCUGGCAGGCGUGAGGACUGGCCUUGGCUCAGCCGGACGAGAUGCUUCUGUCCGGGCGCUGUAGGAACUCCGGCGCUUUGCACACAGUGUGGCCACACGUUUCUCCCGGAGGCCAUGGCUUAUGCUCUGCUGGUCGCGGUCAGUAUCGAGGCCGCUGGCCGGCCGGCUGGACAGUCCCGAGCCACUCACCAGGAGGUGCCUCUCGAGCUGGCCGCGUGCCCGGUGACCCGAGCACUGCAGCCUUUCACUGUGAGCCCAGCCCCGUGCCCGCGGCCUCAGGCCUUCCUCCGGGGAGGCACGUCGCCAAGGCGGCGAUUAAAGUUGGCGUGUGUGA